AUGAGACUCUUAAUCUUUGUCUUUCUCUUAUUAUUGGUACCAGCACAAGAAGCUACAUGCUUCAACAAACAUGCACCACCACCUUUGUCACAUUUCAGCAACAAGUUUAAGGAUAGAAUGACCAUUGUCAAGUCAUCUCAACCACCCUCUGCAUCUCCAUCUACCAAAAUGAGUGGGAGAGUGGUGUACCCAGUUGAGUAUGGUGCAGACCCCAGUGGUGCACAUGAUAGCAGUGAUGCAAUUCUGAAAGCUGUUGGAGAUGGUUUUGCAAUUGAGAGUGAAGUUGAGUUGGUGGGAAGAGUUAGAGACCUUGGAGGGGUUGUGAUUGAUCUGCAAGGUGGAAACUACACAAUCACCAAACCCAUCCAAUUUCCUUCUUCUGGGGGUGGCAAUGUUGUGGUAAAGGGGGGAACAUUGCGAGCUUCUGAUUCAUUCCCCACUGAUAGGCAUCUUGUUGAGUUAUGGGCGUCAAAUUCACAGAAGCUUCCAAAAACAUCAGUUUUCAACAGCAUGAAACUUCGACAAAGUGAUGGUGUUUAUUAUGAAGACAUAACAUUUAGAGACAUUCUCUUUGAUUCUGGCUUCAGGGGUGGAGGGAUAUUCAUUGUUGAUUCUGUGAGAACAAGGAUCAACAACUGCUUUUUCCUGCACUUUGCCACAGAAGGGAUUCUAGUUCAAGGUGGCCAUGAGACAUUCAUAUCAAGCACUUUCCUUGGGCAGCACUCAACAGUUGGUGGAGACAAAGGGGAGAGGAAUUUCUCUGGCACUGCCAUUGAUCUUGCCAGCAAUGACAAUGCAAUCACAGAUGUUUCAAUUUUCUCUGCAGCCAUAGGAAUUGUCCUUAGGGGCCAGGCCAACAUGCUCACAGGGGUGCAUUGCUAUAACAAGGCCACAGGUUUUGGUGGCAUUGGCAUUUUGGUGAAACUAGCAGGGAAUUCACAGACUAGAAUUGAUAAUUGUUACAUGGACUAUACAGCAAUAGUGAUGGAAGAUCCAGUUCAAGUCCAUGUCACUAAUGGGUUUUUCUUAGGGGAUGCUAACAUAGUUUUGAAGUCAAUUAAAGGACAAAUUUCUGGUUUGAAUAUAGUUGACAAUAUGUUCACUGGGGACCCCAAUAAAAAGGUUCCAAUUGUAAGUCUAGAUGGGCAAUUCAGUAACAUUGAUCAAGUGGUGACUGAUAGGAACAAUGUGGCUGGCAUGAGCUUGAGGUCAACAGUUGGGAAGUUAAUUGUGGAAGGAAAUGGCACAAAAUGGGUGGCAGAUUUUUCCAACAUUUUGCUAUUCCCCAAUAGGAUUAGGCACUUCCAGUACUCCUUUUACGCGCAAGGGGUGACCAAGUUUUUGGCACAUUCUGUGACCAAUGUGACUAAAAAUGUUGUAGUUGUGGAAAGUGAGAAACCAGCUCAAGGGGUUGUUUCCUUCUUGGUUGAACAGUGA
This is a messenger RNA of Sphenostylis stenocarpa, 1437 nucleotides long. The record is from the annotation of a GenBank genome assembly. Lineage: Eukaryota; Viridiplantae; Streptophyta; Magnoliopsida; Fabales; Fabaceae.